Molecule: messenger RNA, 1659 nt
Organism: Parasteatoda tepidariorum (common house spider)
Lineage: Eukaryota; Metazoa; Arthropoda; Arachnida; Araneae; Theridiidae
Source: RefSeq, a predicted model, not a curated record
AUGUGUCCUAAUUUAUCGCCAAGUCAGAAAGUGGAGAUUCAAGAAAGUCAAGAAGUGCCACAAAAUCUUGCUUUAGCCAAUCACAAUGUUUCAGAAGAAGUUUUGCUGCAGACUUUGCUUGUUGUGAUAAAUCAUGGGGGAAAACGUAGUGUCGUUAGAGCUUUAAUCGAUACUGGCUCACAAUGCUCUUAUGUACUAAAAUCCACAGUUGAACGAAUGAAAAUAAAACCUGUAGGAUUUGAAACUCUGAAUCAUGUGGUGUUUGGUGGUUGCAUGACAAGAUCUAAACACAAUGCCUAUAAAUUAAAUGUAAGCAGUGUUCAUGCAAACAAAAUUUGCGAAAUGCAAGUCUUAGACCAACCAACCAUUUGUGGAAUGAUACCAAGAACAAAUGACGUAUCUUGUUUAAAAGAGUUAGAAGAAUUGGGAAUCCAGAUAACAGACCGUGGUAAAGGUAGACUUCCUAUUGAGCUCCUAAUUGGAGCAGAUAUUGCAGUCAAAUUGUAUACAGGUCAAACGCAAAUUUUAAAAUGUGGUCUUGUUGCUGUGCAGACGCACUUAGGUUGGACUAUCAUGGGAAGGUCUGAAAAUCAUAAUUGCAAAGACAACACUAUGACAUCGCUAUUUUUACGAAGCCAUAGUAUAGAAAAUCUUUGGAAACUGGAAGCGAUAGGAAUUAGGGAUCCUUGUGAAAGUAUGAACAUAGAGUUAUUGGAAAAAGUGGCCUAUGAUCAUUUUGAAAAGACUCUAAAGAUUACUGAAGAUGGACGCUACGAAAUUAGUUUUCCUUGGAUGCAAAGUCCCGACGAAUUGCCAAGUAACCGCGAACUUGCAGAAAAACAAUUAUUGUCCACUUCUUGGAGACUCAGUAAAGCAGGAAAGAUGAAAGAUUAUAAUGCCGUGUUCCAAGAAUGGUUGCAAUGCGGAAUAAUUGAAGAAUGUUCAGAAGGGCCAGGUCACUAUCUGCCACAUCAUGCAGUGUUCAAACCAACUUCCACUACCACACCUGUUAGACCCGUUUUUGACGCCUCGUGCAAGUCGAAGGGAAAUAUGUCAUUAAAUGAUUGCUUAAUAAAAGGUCCAAAUUUGCUCGAAGACAUCCCAACUGCUCUUCUUAAAUUCAGACAGAAAAAAAUUAGAGUUGUUGCUGACAUUAAGAAGGCGUUUUUGCAAAUUUCAGUAGCAGAAGAGGAUCGCAAUCCGUUUUUACUGGGUGCUGUUUUAAGACAUCAUUUAGAGUCAUUUGCAUUUUCUCCAUAUCAAGAUGUUUCAGAGACACUUAAAUCUGCUUACUAUGUGGAUAACUGUGUUACUUCAGUUAAUUCUGAAAAAGAAUUACAAAGAUUUGUAAAAGUGUCUACAGAGAUCAUGGCCAAAGGAAAGUUCGAGUUGAGAGCAUGGGAAUACUCUGCUGUUAAACGUUCAAGUGUUCCUAUGGUCCCAUCACAAGUUUUAGGUUUACUAUGGAACAAGAAUGAAGAUGUUAUUUUUUGUGAUACUCAAUCCAUUUCAAACCAUCCAGAAAAGAUAACUAGAAGGUCCAUUCUUUCCAUGACUCAGCAAGUAUUCGAUCCGCUUGGAUUUUCAUGCCCAGCUACGUUGUAUCCUAAGUUACUAUUACAAGAGAGUUGGAGGUCUGAAUUGGGCUGGGAUACUGAG